Blastocystis hominis is the source of this 978-nucleotide messenger RNA. RefSeq lists its product as hypothetical. Gene Ontology annotation, cellular component: CCR4-NOT complex; P-body; CCR4-NOT core complex. The coding region runs from base 62 to 907 and encodes 281 amino acids. Gene Ontology annotation, molecular function: poly(A)-specific ribonuclease activity; nucleic acid binding. The transcript is spliced from 5 exons. NCBI's taxonomy places the organism in Eukaryota, Bigyra, Opalinata, Blastocystidae. The record is from RefSeq and is a predicted model, not a curated record.
UAAUUGUAGUUGUAGGUCUCUUUCGGUAUUUUAGAUAGCUUGAUACACUGUGCUUUUAACGAUGAGUAUGCAACCAGGAUCAUAUUCGUUUAUUAAAGGGAAUUCAAUAUCAGAAACUGUGUACACAGAUUCUCAAUUUUUUAACCUGCGAAAUGUCUGGGAUUCCAACCUUGAUGAAGAAAUGCGCAGUCUAAUGGCCGCAGUAGAGAAUUAUCCAUACAUUGCAAUGGAUACCGAGUUUCCCGGGGUUUGUUACCCAGGUUCUGAGGAGAAUUCGAAUAUUUUUGAAUACAGCAUUCUACGGAAUAACGUAAACAAACUCAAAAUUAUCCAGCUCGGUAUUACAGUGUGUACGGCAUCUGGCCAAGUAGCGACAGAUUACCCGACUUGGCAAUUUAAUUUCAAAUUUAAUCCAGAAACUGACCAAUGCAACAAAGACUCUAUGCAAAUGCUGCUCAAAUGUGGAUUUGACUUUCAGAGGCACAAUCAAAACGGCAUCGACGCAACCCGCUUUAGCGAGUUACUCACCAUGUCGGGUUUAGUACUCAACAGCAACGUCCGAUGGAUCUCCUUUCACGGCGACUACGAUUUCGCCUACCUCAUCCGUCUUUUAACAGGGGAAGAUCUCCCCGAGAGCGUAGAGACCUUUGAGGCCAUUCGACACAUCUUCUUUCCUCACAUUUUCGACGUCAAAUACCUGUCUCACGAGUACAACUGCCUGAGCACGGGACUCAGUCGGCUUGCAGAGUUUCUAAAUAUCAAGCGGAGAGGCAUUCGACAUCAAUCCGGUAGUGAUAGUCGCUUGACAGCAGAUACAUACUUUGAAAUCAAAAAGAGGUAUUGUGCUGAAGUUAGUGAAGACGACUAUGACGGUUAUUUAUUUGGAACGCGCGAUGUACACAAGUAGUUCCUUCUUCUCUCCAUCCUCUCUUUUGUGCUUCGGUUGUGCUGCCGCUUUUUGAUUCCUUGCUAAAUUAA